AUGGCACACACAAUUAUUUCCAUACCACUGAAAACAAUUUAUAUAUUUGAAAACAUAGUGGAUAUAAUUUAUUUUCGGGCUUUAAAUAGACCCGAUUUUACAGUUUUAUAUGCAAAGUUAUGUGCAUACAUGGCCAAUCAUGUUGCAUUUAAAAAACUUCACAAUUCUAAAAUUACUUUUCAGAAAGUUUUAGCACAAAAAAUCUUUGAUAUGUUCACCUCAUAUUAUAUUCGUACUCCUCAGAACGAAACCCCAUCUUUUUUCAAGAAUAUAUUGAAUAGUUUUCAUUUCCAAUAUUAUAAAAGGUCUUUAGCCCAUUGCAAAUUUAUCGGUGAAUUAUUCAAACAAGGGGCUUUUACCGAAAAAAAUAUACUGUCGUUCAUUCACGAAUUGAUGAAAAUAAAGCUCUUUGAAAUUAUAUCUACUUUAUCGCCACAACAACGAGAUGACUUGGAGAACGAGAACGAGUGGCAGAAUGCAUUCAUGUAA
Molecule: messenger RNA, 489 nt
Organism: Sipha flava (yellow sugarcane aphid)
Lineage: Eukaryota; Metazoa; Arthropoda; Insecta; Hemiptera; Aphididae
Product: eukaryotic translation initiation factor 4 gamma 1-like
Exons: 5
Coding region: 1-489 (162 amino acids)
Molecular function (GO): protein binding; RNA binding
Source: RefSeq, a predicted model, not a curated record